AUGGCCUCGUCUGGCCAACCAUUCGGGUCGCGCUCCUAUACUGCGGGUAAACUUCCUGACCGAUCAAUGAAUGCGAAUGCGAUCCCUUUCAGCGCCUCGUCCUUCUCUCGUCGUGGACUGGGCGCUGCUCAGAGCGAAUUUGUUCCCGAGGCCGCGAAAACAAGCCAGCAAGCACCACAGCAGCAAGUACAUGCGCAAACACAUAAUCCGUCACAAGAGUCGAAUCCGUUAAGCCGGUUGACGGAAGAACAGCGCGAGGAGAUUAAUGAAGCUUUCACGCUUUUUGAUCUCGAUCGUGACCGGCAUUUAGACUACCAUGAGCUCCGCGUCGCCUUUCGCGCGCUCGGUUUUACACUCCCGAAGCAGGAACUCAUCUCUCUCUUAACGACUUAUGGUGUUCCCCGUCCGCAGGUGCAACAGCAAGCCUCGGCGCAACAGUCCCAACAACAACCGAAAGCAGCACCAACCACAAACCCCCAGCACCCGUCAAACUUGCUCAUGCCACUGUCUGCUUUCCAAGCUGUAACGGCUGUGAAGAUUCUUGAGCGGGACCCCCGGGAUGAGAUUCUCCGGGCGUUCGAGCUCUUCGACGAGGGCGGGAAGGGUUAUAUCGACCUUGAGGACCUCCGUCGUGUAGCACGAGAAUUAGGCGAGACAGGACUGGAAGAGGAGGAGUUGCGCGCCAUGAUUGAGGAGUUUGACCUCGAGGGCGUUGGUGGUGUCACGCGGGAGGCGUUUGUGAGUAUCUGCUGGCAAUAA
Molecule: messenger RNA, 759 nt
Organism: Aspergillus puulaauensis
Lineage: Eukaryota; Fungi; Ascomycota; Eurotiomycetes; Eurotiales; Aspergillaceae
Gene: cdc31
Product: putative cell division control protein Cdc31
Exons: 2
Coding region: 1-759 (252 amino acids)
Biological process (GO): spindle pole body duplication
Cellular component (GO): half bridge of spindle pole body; mitotic spindle pole body
Molecular function (GO): microtubule binding; calcium ion binding
Source: RefSeq, a predicted model, not a curated record